ACGCUCGUCACGCCCGCACGCCCAACGUGCAGUCGCCUCCUGGUGUACAGCUGAUCGCGAGUUAGGGCGAUACGACGUGAAAACGGUGCUCGAGGCAUGGCGAUACGCCGGUAGUCGAAUUAUUUUCAUGACCUGAAACCACGAAACCUACCACGAUGGCGACGAUCGAGUGAACAGUUUUAUUCGGUGGAAUCGAAGGGAACGUAUUCCAUUCGUUCAUUCCCCACCCCCUCAUCCCUUAGUUACCUUUGGUCUGGGUUCGCUCGUGUUUCGUACCUGUUCGGUUUCAUGCGUGGAGGGUGCACGCGGAGGACUCGUUAGGAAGAGGAAAGCGACGACCCUCGAUCGCAGCGAUCGACGGAUGUCGGUGGACGCCGAGGCGUCGUCGUCGAGGGUGGGUGGACCUGUGGAAGCGACGAGCCCCAUCCAGCGGUAAAGGUGCUCGAUUACAACGACAGAUCCAUAUGAUGGCCAACGAAGAGACACAGAGACCCUACAGAACAACGUUACCAGUUCCUGGCCACUCCGAAGUCAAUCUGUGUUCCGUGCUAUCGCUGGGCAAGGACCUCAGCAAAAUCACCAUGCCUGUCGUCUUCAAUGAGCCGCUGUCCUUCCUCCAACGCGUCGCCGAGUACAUGGAGUACGCCAAGCUGCUCAAGCAGGCGUCGCAAGAAGAAACUCCUCUCGGAAGGAUACAGUACGUUGCUGCUUUCGCCGUGAGCGCUUUGGCCUCAAACUGGGAAAGGCUUGGCAAACCCUUCAACCCGAUACUUGGCGAAACGUACGAGCUGGAGCGCGAGGACUUCCGAAUAGUCUGUGAGCAAGUAUCGCACCAUCCACCAGUGUCAGCCUUUCAUGCCGACACCGAGGAGUUCAUAUUCCACGGCACCAUACACCCGAAACUGAAAUUCUGGGGCAAAUCGGUCGAGAUACAUCCGAAGGGCAUCGUCACCGUUGAGCUUCCCAAAUGGAAGGAAGCGUACACCUGGCAGAACGUGAACUGCAUUCUUCAUAACGUGCUGGUGGGCCAGUUGUGGAUGGAGCAAUUAGGCAACCUGGAGAUCAAACAAUAUGGCGGUGCGAGCUAUAAGGCGACCCUCGCCUUCAAGGGAGGAAGCUGCAACGGGAAGGAUCUCCAUCGCGUAGAAGGAUUUAUUACGGAUCAAGAUAAGAAGAAGCUUCUGUUCCUUUACGGAAGAUGGACGGACAGGAUGAAGGUGUGCGAGCCUCUGCAAUACGAAGACGCCCUGGAAAGGGUGAAACGCGAGGCGAAGAGUCCUCAGGGGAGCCCAGGACACAAGAAGGUCUUGGCGAAGCUGCACAGUCUCAAGGUUGGAGCCUUCAAACCCUCCCACCAGGACGCAAUUGACGAUCCAUCGGCAAGUAUAGACGGAGACGACACUCCAACGAUCGACGAUAUUCCUGGAUCCACAACCCUUUGGGAAGCUGCCCCAAGACCGCCCAAUAGUUCAGAGUAUUAUCAAUUUACAACGUUCGCAAUGUCGUUGAACGAAAUGACCCCAGAAAUGGAGAAAACGAUAUGCCCGACGGACUCCAGGCUGAGGCCAGACAUAAGGAAACUGGAAAAUGGCGACCUGGACGUGGCUGGGGCUGAGAAGGCGAGACUCGAGGAGAAGCAACGCGACACGCGUAAGUCUCGUAAGCACAAGAAAACUCAGGAAUGGACGCCCAGGUGGUUCCAAUUAGGCGUAAAUCCAUACACGGGUCAAGAGGAUUGGCUGUACCGAGGCGGCUACUGGGACCGCAAUUACACCAACAUGGAGGACAUUUUUUAAUAAAUUCGAAUAUAUCCUUGUUGGAAGACGGAUAAACAGCAAACGAAAAGAACGGGACGUACGCUCGCAUGUCCUGGCGAGGAGUGUUUUCAUACGAAAUCGUUGAUACACCGCGUAGAGACCGCGUUCAUUAUUAUUUCAAUCCUCCAUCGUCGGCCAACGCUAUUUUCUAAUCGAUACUAAGGAAAUCUUGUUGUUUGUGUCACUAUCGUAACUACGAGUAUUAGAAGCGUAACAGCGUCGUACGAGGUGUAAGCGUAAAUGGCAAAUGCUAUUUAUUUAGUUGAUUAAUGUCUGCAACUAAUACUUGGAACAAUUAUUUGAAAUACUUAUAAAAUCAAGUAACACGUUAUUUCACGUAAUAUUUCAAAGAAUAACAUUUGGAAAGUGUCCAGGUCUGAACAAGACAACGCAAAGCUUACGCCUCGUAGGUAACUCCGUAUGCAGGUCGUACGUGCGUAGUCGUGUGUAGGUAUACUAAUCGGUGCUCGGGCGCUCGUUGGUCGAGCCUGGACCGAGGAUCUCAUAGCUAGCCUUUCAGCAAGAAAUCAGCGAAACGCUGUGGCAGAAGGUGUCCGCGGGCGAUAUUCGUUGCUGUAACAUAGCCUAGAUGAAGGAAUGUCGCUCAGCAGCGUUUACUAUAACGCACCAAAGCCUAGUGAUCGAUGUCUAUGCGUAAAAUUCGACUGCGAGCGAGUCUUCCUCGCGUUAUUUCCGAGGCGAGUCGCCUGAAAGCAUUCGUUUACGUCGCGACACGCUGGGACAGGCUUCCUGAAACGUGGUCAAACGUAAACGAUUUAACCUUAGGAUUUAAACCUAUGUCAAUUGAAGCAUGUACAUUUUACUUCGCGUCUAGCCAUGAAUUGCUGCGGGUCCUGCUAGAAAGGAAUUUUACAUAAUUGGUAAGAGAACCAUUAAAGGGCUACACGCAGUUGUCACAGGCAAAGUUCAAGAAUUAGUUCUGUUGCAGAUUUAAAUGCAUAUUUAUUAAACGAAUGUUAACACAUUUCUAUUUAUUUUGAUACGUACUUUAAUAUAUAUUUUAAUCUUUAAUUUCUUAGGGAAAUAUUUGAAAGUAUUAGCAUCGAACAUGAUAUUUACAUUAUUGAUUUUAAAUGAUUUUAAUGAUACAGCAAGUCUUUAUCAACAAAAUUCCUUAAUUUAAAAUCAACCAUAUAAUUCAAUUGUAUUUUUGGAUUAUUUAGUAUUCAAUUACUAGUGAUAAUUAUUGUAAUCGUGAGAUAAAACGUAUCUUAACAAGCUUUACAUAUAAUAAGUUCUAUACUUUGUACUGUAAAUGUUAAAAAAAAGUUCUCGUAUAUUGGUUGCAACAAUUGCGCGUAGCCCCUUGAUUGGAGUGUUGAUAGGGACAAAAGUGGUUGUAUUGACGUAAUCUUACACAAUCUAGCAGUACUCUGAAUGUGAGCAUAUAAACACUAAGCGAGAUAAUGCAUCGUACAUAUAAAAUAAUGUUAAAGACUUGUCAAUGACACUUUUAUCGUGAUAAUUCGUCAUGAUCGAUGUUAUUCUAAGAACUUUGUAAUUGCACACUUUGGCCACGUUUUUGCGGGUUAUGUUUCACCGUGCUAGGGUAUAAAAUUUGCACAAAAUCCAUCCGUUAGCCGAUGUUUGCUGUACAUAGCGUGGCGAACGAUCGCCGUAAACUUUUUAUAACAUACACAGUGAGCCCUCGAACCGGCGAGACGACUGCACACUUCUGUUCGAUUCACCCUUCGAGUGCCACUUAGAUGCGGGCAGAAUUCGUACCUAUAUCACCUACAUCAACCUACCUACAUCGACAUUCGAAUUAAGCAAUUAAAGGUAAUCAGAUCCUUACAGGAAAAUUUGAAUUUAUAUAAUUGUAUGGAAAUUAUCGAACGAAGCCAAGUCUGUCUAAGAGACACUGAUUAGAGAUUGGUCCACGUUGCUUAGAGGGAGAGGUAGGAGAAAUUUGAUUGCUAUAAUCGAAGCUUCGGAGGCUGAUGCUUGAAUAUUUAAUUCUAUAACUACCGAUGACCACAAUUGUGUGCUUCUAUUGUUCAUCGACUGCUUUAGCGUCUCUUAGACAGUAAUAUAUUAUUUCACAGCGAAGAAAUAAAAAUAUUACUGAUCCCUCGAAUAAACGUCGCCAAAUAAACCUGAACGAAAUUUUGCCUGUUUCUGGUGGCACCAUGGAGAACGCAGCGAUCGCAACUUUCUCACAUGUUCGUUUUUACGAGACGCGUAGCGGCGAAGAUUCACUUCUGAUACUAUUUUUAUAAAAAAACUUAGUCCGGUCGAACCGAGGCAAGGCCGGAGACCCCUCUACUGGAUACCGAGACACUCUAGCUUCGACGUAGGUUUCUGUACAUAUAACAGCGACUUGUAUCAUACACUUGUAUCUAGGUAUAACGAUUUAGGCCAAUUAUACGCACGGAGAGAACGUUGUAGCGGCCACCGACAACCGCGGCCAUAUGUAAGCUCGGAUAGUCUACGAGGAAGCUUCAACCAACAGCGCAUCGAACCAGCAAUAAUGACAAAUGUUAACGUUUUUCUUAAGCUCACUCGAUGUUCGUAGUUUGUCGAGAGAUUCUCCGCCAUGGUCUACGAGUCAGGUUUUUUCGAGAUUUCGACGGGGAGGUCGAGGGAUUGCUCCGAAAGUUGCGAAAAAGGAUCGAAGAAAUAUAACGUACUCUGCUAGACGACUUUCGAGCUGUUAAAAUUUGAAAUAUAAAAUAUAACCACGCAUAGGUUUCACACACGCUUCUAACGAAUGUCAUUUUCUUUCCACAGUGGACAGACAGAAAGAAAUCGGAACUUAAGAAUAAUGGAAUUAAAAGCACGAUAAACAAUUGCAUGUGUGUAUCUAUGAAAGAGUUAAUAUAACUUAAUUUAACACCAAGAGUUAUUUUAAAUUUGAAUCCAAAAUUAUUCUACUUUCUCGAAAAGUAGCUCGUGGCUCCAUCCACAUGAUCUAACUUUAGAAAAUCGAUUAUUCUCUCUCGAAUCUUUUGGAGGAAGCCAGACCUGACCCAGAGAUAACUUUCAUUCAUCUGUAAGCGUGACAAUUGUGAUCGUGAAGUCGUUUCGUUUUCAACUAGCCCAGUUUAGAUCGCUCGAUCGAAGCCUAGACAAUAUAGUGCAAGAUAUUUGAUACUCAAAACACGGUGCCAAUACGAUACAAUAACGCGCUAGCUGCUCCUUCAGCGAUAGUCGUACGUAUUCGCGAAUCUCUGCCAGCGUAACUCGUAAUACCUAGAAUUUAGUUCGGCUUUAUCGUUAGCGUGUAACCGUCGUCCGAUACCGUACUAGCGAUUACGGUCUAUAAUAACGAUUCGUUCAAACGAGAAUACGGGGACGUUUAGGCCAGUACAGAGUUAAUAACGUAAAUUCGUCGCUUCUGAGAGCACACGGGAAUUCACGGGCUGCGUGAUUUACUAAUGCGAGAGAUCAUUUUAAGUGUGUUGCUUCGUAGAAAAUUCGCGUGACACCUUGACGAACAUUCUCACCGUAAUAACAAUUGAUAGAUGUAUGUACAUAUAUGUGUAUUCAAGUUCUAUGUAUCCUCCAAGAAGUGUUAAGCUAAUCACAAAAUUAGUUUACGUUGCUUACACGUUUUCGAUAUCUGAUCAUUCUUGCUUUCGACGAAAUUGAUUACAGCGAAUAAUUCCAACGCUUUGGAGCUGCACGAGUUUAUUAAUAUAAUAAAAUGACACCUGAACGCAGGAAUAAAUUUUCGUUCCACUUGGAAUAAAAGAUUCAAUGAUUUACUAUUUUCUUUUCUCUUUGUGAUUAUUUCUUUUUUAUCGCUAUUGUCGCACAGCAAUUGAUGAAAAACCGAUUACGCUAGUGUCUGUAUACGAAGUGAUAUCACGCAAACGUUAAUUAGCAUACAUCAGUAUUGUCGCGAUCUGAACAAUACGCGUGUAUUGGACACAUUAUAGGAAUUGA
Messenger RNA from Hylaeus anthracinus, 5726 nucleotides. Its product is annotated as oxysterol-binding protein-related protein 2. Gene Ontology annotation, cellular component: intracellular membrane-bounded organelle; cytosol; membrane. Bases 465 to 1796 code for a protein of 443 amino acids. The record is from RefSeq and is a predicted model, not a curated record. Lineage: Eukaryota; Metazoa; Arthropoda; Insecta; Hymenoptera; Colletidae. Gene Ontology annotation, molecular function: sterol binding. The transcript is spliced from 9 exons.